Molecule: messenger RNA, 2101 nt
Organism: Ichthyophthirius multifiliis
Lineage: Eukaryota; Ciliophora; Oligohymenophorea; Hymenostomatida
Product: prolyl-tRNA synthetase family protein, putative
Exons: 6
Biological process (GO): prolyl-tRNA aminoacylation
Cellular component (GO): cytoplasm; aminoacyl-tRNA synthetase multienzyme complex
Molecular function (GO): proline-tRNA ligase activity; ATP binding; aminoacyl-tRNA deacylase activity
Source: RefSeq, a predicted model, not a curated record
AUUAAAUAACUAAUAUUUUUUAUUCUCUAAAAAAAUGGCCGAAACACAACAAUUCUUAAAAAAAACGGAAAUGUUAAAUUACCUUAACUAACUUAAAAUCGAAUAUAAAUACUACGAACACCCACCUGUCUUUACUGUAGAAGAAAUGCUAAACAAUAUGAAAUUAGAAAAAGCACCUUUGAUAAAAAAUCUAUUUUACGUGGAUAAAAAACAUAAUUAUUAUCUUAUAGCAGCCAAAUCAGAUACUAAAGUAGAAAAAAAUUUUUGGAAAAAUAUUAAUUUAGCACCUGGAAACAUUCGCUUUUGUCCUGAGGAAUAAACUUUAAACGUAAUAAAAUGUUAAAAAGGACAUUUAAAUGCAUUUUCUUUAGUUAAUGAUAAUGAAAAAAAAGUUAAAUUAAUAAUAGAUAAAAAUUUAGAAAGUCAUGAAUAUUGGUCAUUCCAUCCUAUGGAAAACGAUGCAACGGUAGAACUUAAAUAAUCCGAAUUUAAAAAAUACUUAUCAUUAAUUGGACAUGAUUUCGUUCUCGCAAAACUUGAUGAAGUAGAAGAAGCGGAUAAAAAAGCAUAAAUAUAAUAAUAAUAAAAAGAAUAAGAAAACUCACAUGAGACUAAAUUGAAACUUACAGUAAAAAAAGAAGAAGAUCUAUCUGAAUGGUAUAAAUAAAUAAUUACUAAAUCUGAAUUAAUAGAAUAUUAUGAUGUUUCUGGUUGUUAUAUUUUACGUCCAAAUGCAUAUACUAUAUGGGAAAACAUAUAAAAAUUCUUCGAUAAUUUAAUUAAAUAAAAUGAUGUUUAAAAUGCUUAUUUUCCUAUGUUUGUAACUGAAAAAGCAUUAAAUAAAGAAAAAGAACAUGUUGAAGGAUUUUCUCCAGAAGUCGCUUGGGUUACUCGUAGUGGUUCAACUGAUUUACCCGAGCCAAUAGCAGUAAGACCUACAUCAGAAACUAUUAUGUAUCCUGCAUAUUCCAAAUGGAUUAAAUCUCAUCGUGAUUUGCCUUUGAAAUUAAAUUAAUGGACAAAUGUAGUUAGAUGGGAAUUUAAAGACCCUACUCCUUUUAUCAGAACUAGAGAAUUCUUAUGGUAAGAAGGACAUACUGCACAUGCAACAAAAGAAGAAGCAGACGAAUAAACAUAUACUAUAUUAGAUUUCUAUAGAAGAGUAUAUGAGGAAGUACUCGCAGUUCCAGUAAUUAAAGGAGUUAAAUCUGAAGGAGAGAAAUUCCCAGGAGCACUCUAUACAACUACUAUUGAAACAUGUAUUCCUACAAAUGGAAGGGCUGUUUAAGCUGCUACUUCUCAUUAAUUAGGCUAAAAUUUUUCAAAAAUGUUCAAUAUUUCUUUCCUUAAUUCUAAAAAAGAAAACACAUUUGUUUGGUAAACAUCAUGGGGUUUAACUACUCGUUCAAUAGGUGUUAUGGUUUUAUACCAUGGAGAUAAUUAGGGUUUAGUUUUGCCACCUGCAGUUGCCAGUGUUUAGGUAGUUAUUAUUCCAAUUAUAAAGACAGGAAUCGAUAGCGAACAAUUAUUAUAGAAUGCUCAUCAAUUAAAAAAUAAAUUAAAAGCUGCAGGAAUUAGGGUUUUUGUAGAUGAUAGAGAUCACUAGACUUCUGGUUGGAAAUAUAAUCAUUGGGAAAUGAAAGGUGUUCCUCUUAGAUUUGAAUUAGGACCAGCAGAUUUGGAUAAAAAUGAAGUUAGAGCUGUUUGGAGAGUUAAUGGAUUUAAAGAAUAGAUUAGUUAGGAUGUUGUGGUUGAGGCUACACUUGAAAGAUUUGAAAAAAUAUAUAAUAUUAUGUUCGAAAAUUCUAAAAAAAAAUUUGCAGAAAAAUAAAAAAAAGCAAAUAAUUGGUAAGAGUUUAUGACUUCAUUAAAUACUAGAAAUAUUGUAAAUACACCAUGGUGUAAUACAUAAUAAUGUGAAAAAAAUGUAAAAGAUAGAUCAGGUUUAGAAUCUAAACUAGCUGAAAAUGAAUCUGGAUUGUCUGGAUCUGCAAAAUCUCUUUGUAUUCCUUUAGAAUAAGAAAAAUUAGAAGAAAAUGCAGUUUGCUUUGCUUGUGGAGGUAAAGCUUAAGUUAGAGUUUUUUGGGGAAGAUCUUAUUGA